Molecule: messenger RNA, 888 nt
Organism: Cucurbitaria berberidis CBS 394.84
Lineage: Eukaryota; Fungi; Ascomycota; Dothideomycetes; Pleosporales; Cucurbitariaceae
Product: mitochondrial tricarboxylate transporter-like protein
Exons: 7
Coding region: 1-888 (295 amino acids)
Biological process (GO): mitochondrial citrate transmembrane transport
Source: RefSeq, a predicted model, not a curated record
AUGGCGACGGUACCGACAGAGAAGAAGAAGCCGAGCGCAAUGCGCUCGAUUCUAGCUGGCGCGACCGCAGGAGCUGUAGAAAUAUCAAUCACAUACCCCGCUGAGUUCGCGAAGACGCGAUCGCAACUCAACCGAAGAUUACCGGACGGAAAGAAACUACCAUGGCCACCAUUCGGUAAACAAUGGUAUGCCGGAUGCACGACCUUGAUCAUUGGCAAUUCGUUAAAGGCUGGCAUACGAUUCGUCGCGUUCGACAUGUAUAAAGAUAUGUUAGCAGACGCCGAAGGCAAAGUGUCAGGUCCCGCGACCGUUAUUGCUGGGUUUGGUGCUGGAGCUACGGAAUCUCUGUUUGCGGUGACACCGUUCGAGAGUAUCAAGACCCAGCUCAUCGACGAUCGCAAGGCCGCCAACCCUCGUAUGCGUGGCUUUCUACACGGCUCACGAAUUAUCGCACAAGAAAAGGGCAUCCGAGGCUUUUUCCAAGGUUUCCUCCCAACAACAGCACGGCAAGCGGCCAACUCAGCAGUUCGGUUCUCAAGUUAUACAUCGCUCAAGCAACUAGCGCAAUCAUACGUUACGCCAGGAGAGAAGCUCGGGGCAGUAAGCACAUUUGGACUCGGAGGUUUGGCAGGUAUAAUUACCGUGUACACCACUAUGCCUAUUGAUACCGUCAAGACGCGCAUGCAAUCGAUAGAGGCGCGGAGCUCGUACAAGAACAGCUUUGACUGCGUUGCAAAGAUCUUCAAGCACGAAGGUCUUCUGACCUUCUGGUCCGGGGCUGUCCCACGACUAGGCCGAUUGAUCCUUAGCGGUGGCAUCGUUUUCACCAUGUACGAGAAGUCCAUGGAGUUUAUGGAUAAACUUGACCCUCAAGGACGAUACAUAUAG